CGUUUCCCCGAAAACUCUCUGGUUCGGGCGAUUUUUCUGCAAGAUUUUGACGUCUCCCCUACUUCUAACAACAUCAAGAUGGCCAAGAAAUUCACUCGAUUCAAUGCCAAUGAGUUGGAUGCUAAAGCUCAUUAUGACGUGUUAAAGACUAGGCUCGAGGAGAACCCCAGACAAGUAUGCAUAAACACUCUUGAGGCAGUGAACCAACUGGACCGAUUCAACACUAUUGUCACUGGCCCAUUACGAGCUGCCCUUUGCACUCGACUUCACUCUAAGCAUGAAUACAUCAUGGAGUUCUACAGCCGUUUGACAAUGAAGGGUUGGAGUUUCGCUGUGGAGGAACCACAUACCGGAUCUCAAUUGCUCAAUUUUGGGCUUUGGUGGGGUUUUACUCGGAAGAAGAUGCUGGGGAUGAAGAAAACACCGGCGGUCUCCGCUAGAUCAAGGAAAGUGACCGCCAAACUGCUUGGGCUUAAAUAGGAGAAGGCCACUACAACCCAAGCCGAACUAAGAGUACCCUCUUGAGAGACCCUCUUUACCGCUACAUCCACAGGGUCCUCACCUACUCUCUUAGUCAGAGGCACGACAGCAGCGGUGUUGUAGGUUUGCAGGAUCUACUAGUCCUUCAUUGCAUCCACAACCGGGUCAACCUUGAUGUUCCAUAUCUCCUGCUCCGAAACAUGCACUGGAACCAGCUCGCUACUCCCCCGACUCCUAUCUUCUUUGGAGGGUGGAUUUACCGCCUCUUCAAACACUUCGUGAACAUGCCGAGGUCCUUCCACAAGGGGCCAUGGUCGGGGAGAGUAGACAUGGUCAUUUGCCGCUCCAUGAACCUGAUUUAUGAAGCAGAUAACGGGACGGUCAGAUUUCAAACGGUUCAAGGGCAUGCAUGGAACCUGCAAGAAGCACUCGUCUUACACGCUCCACCCAUCCAACCUCCUCCUCAGUACCAUUACCAGCACCAUGGUGAUCCGGGUCAAUCCUCCUCUCAGGGAGGAGGUUUUCCUAACUUUCAAAGUUGACAUGAUUUAUUACAGGAAAACCUUAUGUGCACCAAGAACACCUACAACAUGGCCAGCAACACGUACGCCCGGGUCGGAGCAAUAGAGAGAAACAUCUCUGACAUACAGGAUGACAUUGGGAACAUCCGGGAGUACAUGGCGGGGCACGAAGGAAUCGACGAUGAUGAAGACGAGGACAUGGAUUGAGCGGGAGGAGUGGAGGUAGGAUCAGCCGGUUGGCAGUCUAUCAAGUUAACCCCCUUAUCUCACAAACAAUUUCCGGCCUGCGUGCCGUUUGUUGAACAAUUUACUUUCU
Molecule: messenger RNA, 1317 nt
Organism: Helianthus annuus (common sunflower)
Lineage: Eukaryota; Viridiplantae; Streptophyta; Magnoliopsida; Asterales; Asteraceae
Exons: 2
Coding region: 79-480 (133 amino acids)
Source: RefSeq, a predicted model, not a curated record